Messenger RNA from Diplodia corticola, 1713 nucleotides. RefSeq names its product asparagine synthetase. NCBI's taxonomy places the organism in Eukaryota, Fungi, Ascomycota, Dothideomycetes, Botryosphaeriales, Botryosphaeriaceae. The record is from RefSeq and is a predicted model, not a curated record. The transcript is spliced from 7 exons. Gene Ontology annotation, molecular function: asparagine synthase (glutamine-hydrolyzing) activity. Gene Ontology annotation, cellular component: cytosol. The coding region runs from base 1 to 1713 and encodes 570 amino acids.
AUGUGUGGAAUUUUCGCCUGCCACCGCCAUCCUGAUGUCCAAAAGUUCAAACCGACUGCCCUGAAGAUGGGCAAGGCCAUGCGUCACCGUGGCCCCGAUUGGAGUGGCAACGUCAUCGCCAACCACACCAUCCUUGUCCACGAGCGUCUGUCCAUCGUCGGCGUUGAGUCCGGCGCCCAGCCGCUCGUCAACGAGGAUGGCAACAUCUCACUUGCUGUCAACGGAGAGAUUUACAACCACAGGGUGCUGAGGAAACAGCUGAAGCAGCCCUACAACUUCAAGACCCACUCGGAUUGCGAGGUCAUUAUCCCUCUGUACCUGGAGCAUGACAUCGACGCCCCCAAGCACCUGGACGGCAUGUUCUCGUGGGUUCUGCACGACAAGGCCAAGGACAGGGUCAUUGCCGCCCGCGACCCCAUCGGUGUCACUUCCAUGUACAUGGGCCGGUCGAGCACCAUUCCCGGCGCCGUCUUCUUCGCCUCGGAGAUGAAGUGCCUGCAUCCCGUGUGCGACAACAUCAUCACCUUCCCUCCCGGGCACGUCUACGACUCCGAGACUGACAAGCUUACUCAAUACUACACUCCCCAGUGGCUCGUGGAGCCCAGCAACAUCCCUUCGACCCCGGUCGACCUCAAGGCCGUGAGGCACUCGCUGGAGAAGUCUGUGAGGAAGAGGCUGAUGGCUGAGGUGCCAUUCGGUGUUCUUCUGUCUGGUGGUCUGGAUUCGAGUUUGGUUGCCUCCAUUGCCCAGAGGGAAAUUCAGAGGGUCAACGAGGUUGCGAAGAUCCAGAGGGACGACAACACCACUGGCGAUCUGGUCGGUAUCGACGACGACAACCGUCUGACCACCGUUCAGAUGCUCCCUGAGCUGCACUCUUUCUCCAUCGGUCUGCCCGGUGCUCCCGACACCAAGGCCGCCGAGGAGGUUGCCAAGUUCCUGGGCACCAGGCAUCACAGUCUUACUUUCACGCUGGAGGACGGUCUUAACGCCCUUUCGGAUGUCAUUCACCACCUCGAGACGUACGAUGUCACCACCAUCCGUGCCUCGACACCAAUGUUCUUGCUCAGCCGUAAGAUCAAGGCCAUGGGUGUGAAGAUGGUGCUGAGUGGCGAGGGUUCCGACGAGAUUUUCGGUGGUUACCUUUACUUCCACGCUGCACCGGACAAGAAGGAGUUCCACGAGGAGACUGUGCGUCGUGUCAAGAACCUGCACCUGGCUGACUGCCUGCGUGCCAACAAGUCGACGAUGGCCUGGGGUGUUGAGGCACGUGUUCCUUUCCUGGACAGGGAAUUCCUGCAGCUUUGCAUGAACAUCGACCCUCAGGACAAGAUGAUCACGAAGGAGAAGAUUGAGAAGUACAUCCUCCGCAAGGCUUUCGACACGACCGACGAGCCGGAGACCAAGGCAUACCUGCCCGACAAGAUCCUAUGGAGGCAGAAGGAGCAGUUCUCGGAUGGUGUCGGGUACGGCUGGAUUGACGCUCUCAAGGACAACGCCGAGCUGCAUGUCAGCGACGAGGACAUGAAGAACCCCAAGCCUCACUGGGAUGACGUUCCCGACACCAAGGAAGCUUACUGGUACCGGUGCAUGUUCGACGAGCACUUCCCGCCAUACUGCGCUGGUACGGUGCAGAGAUGGGUACCUACUUGGUCGAAACAGACGGAUCCCAGUGGCCGUGCCAUCAAGACUCAUGAGCAGGCAUACAAGGAGUAA